Molecule: messenger RNA, 972 nt
Organism: Cladophialophora carrionii CBS 160.54
Lineage: Eukaryota; Fungi; Ascomycota; Eurotiomycetes; Chaetothyriales; Herpotrichiellaceae
Exons: 1
Coding region: 1-972 (323 amino acids)
Source: RefSeq, a predicted model, not a curated record
AUGACAUUCCACCCUGAUUCCCUCCCAGACCUCGCGGGCAAGGUGUUCAUCGUGACGGGCGCAACCUCCGGCAUCGGAUACCACACGGCUGCACGCCUCGCGGAACAUGGCGCCCACGUGUACAUGUGCGCACGCUCUUCAGCCAAAGGAUCCGCCGCGAGUGAUCGCAUCAAGUUGACGUAUCCCCACGCCCGCUUGUCGCUGCUGGAAAUGGAUCACACGUCGCUCUCAACUGUCGUCGCUGCGGCGAAGCACUUUAUCUCCCAGGAAACGACGCUCCACGGCCUGAUAAACAACGCCGGUAUAAUGGCAACACCGUUCGAAACAACGCAGGACGGGUACGAGAUACAAUGGCAGACCAAUUAUCUGGCGCAUUGGGUCUUGACUCGCCACCUCACCCCUCUGCUGCUCAAGACCGCCCAGACCCUUCCGCCGGGAAGCGUGAGGAUCGUAAACUUGUCCUCGGGGGGCCACUAUUCCGCCCCGAGAGGCGGUAUCAACUUUGCAGACUCGUCUCUGAAGGACGCCAGUCCCAUUGCUCGGUACGGGCAGUCCAAGCUCGCGAAUAUCCUCCACGUCAAGACGCUGAAUAGACUGUAUGGCCCGGAAGGCUCUGGCGCCAAAAUCGGAGCCACAGACACUGGCGGAGACGCACAGAUCUGGACGGCGGCCGUUCAUCCUGGAUUGGUGGAUACCAACAUUGCAGAACACGCUUCGCUGCCCAUUCUAUUGAAGGUGGUGAUUGCGCCGUACAAGGCCAUAGGGGGCAUGCUUGACGGGGACAAGGGGUCGUGGACGAGCGUUUUCUGUGCGGCGAGCCCGCUGAUGAAGCAGGAGCAUAGCGGUGCUUACUUUCAGAGAGUCGCAGACCCGAAGGGCUGGCAGAGCGCCAUGGCGAAGAACGCGGAGCUUGCUGCGAGGUUGGAAGAGUGGACGGCGCGGGAGAUGAAGAAAGGCGGGUGGAUUGACUAG